This is a messenger RNA of Brassicogethes aeneus, 1503 nucleotides long. The record is from the annotation of a GenBank genome assembly. NCBI's taxonomy places the organism in Eukaryota, Metazoa, Arthropoda, Insecta, Coleoptera, Nitidulidae.
CUUCGAUUUGAUGCUGUUUGUGGGGGGGGAGUAGUCAGUUUGUUGGGUAUAUAUAUUUAUGGUUAAGUGGUUUUAUUAAUAAUUUAAAUAAAUUCGUCGAAUAAAUACCACGCAUAUUUAUAUAUAAUAAAAGUGAAAAAAUUUUUGGUGGUGAAAAGAAGAAUUUUGAUAGUGAGCUGUGAUAAUGAGAAAUAUUUUUGUGACUGCACUUUUGUGCCUCUCCUACACAUAUGCUGCCGAAAUAAGACUUCAGAACCUGGACCCUCCAGAAGCCCAGCAAAUUAUAGACCAACAAGACACUAGUUUGAAUUACGCUCCAAAAGUUGAAUCCAGCGUUCCUGCUAUAAGGUUUUUGGGUAAUGAACCUCAUCAUGUCUUGGAGGACAUUUACCUGGCCAAACAGUAUCAUGGUCAAGACGGCUUAGGAGGGUACCUCUACGGGUACAACGUACCCGAUAUCUCCAAAACUGAACGGAAGAAGGCUGGAGGAGAUUUAAGAGGGGCAUACAACUAUAUUGCAGGAAAUGGACAAGAGAUUAAGGUUGAAUAUUGGGACGAUGGUACAGGUUUCCACCAAAUCGAUAACGUGCCCAAAAUUUUGCCCAAGCAAAUCGACGAUCUACCAGCCGUUAAGGCCGCGAAAGAUGAACAUUUGAGGUUGUGGAAAGAGCAAGCCGAAAGAAACUCCAAACCCAUAGAAAGCCCCUACGACAGUCACGGUAACUACAAAAGUGGUCCACUCUCGGCUCAAGGGCAAGCUGAACGGGCUCAACAAUUUGCCCAACAGCCACAAUAUCAACAACCUCAAGGCCAAUACCAACAGAGCCAAGGACAAUAUCAACAACCUCAAACUCAAUAUCAACAGCCUCAAGGCCAAUACCAACAGAACCAAGGUCAAUAUCAACAACCAGGUCAAUAUCAACAACCUCAAGGCCAAUAUCAACAAAACCAAGUCUCGUAUCAGCAGCCCCAAUACCAAGGAAGUCAAUCCCAAGUAAACACUCAAUACCAGCAAGCCCCAGGGGCUCAAAAGCCUCAAGCAACUCAGUACCAAGCAAGUGCCUCUCAACAAUCGACUCAAUACCACCACGCUCUUCCGGUUCAACCUCUGGAAGCCACAAACAACUCUGUAGGUGAUCGGGAUGAGUACAGUGGUCAAGAUUCGCAGAACAAAAAUGUCUACGCCCAGCAAAAUCAGCAAAACGAUGGUGAGGAUGAUGGAAGCUACAGGGCGGAGCAAAAUGAUGAACCUACCGGACCACCGAAAGGUUUCUUCUACAGUUUUGAUUAUCCAGUGGGGAUAAUUGUUGACAAGCAAGGCAAGGCUGAUUUGCCAGGUGGUCAAGGGAACGUUCACGACGUCUACCAACAAAACAAAUCGAAUUUCGAACAGCAGUUGAAGGCUGGAACUGGAAAUGGACAAGCAUACACCUACUCUCAUUGAUGAUUUAAUUAUUAGUAUUUAUUGUGAUUUUUUGGUUUAAGAAUACACUUUUUUGUAUA